Messenger RNA from Gloeophyllum trabeum ATCC 11539, 1941 nucleotides. Its product is annotated as Arginase/deacetylase. The coding region runs from base 1 to 1941 and encodes 646 amino acids. Gene Ontology annotation, molecular function: histone deacetylase activity. The transcript is spliced from 6 exons. Lineage: Eukaryota; Fungi; Basidiomycota; Agaricomycetes; Gloeophyllales; Gloeophyllaceae. Gene Ontology annotation, cellular component: nucleus. The record is from RefSeq and is a predicted model, not a curated record.
AUGAAGCAAGAUAAUGGUGGUGGGGAUGCCCUUCCUUUGCCCCUGGGACAAGUUCACUCCGCGACCAACAAACUCGGCAUCUUCCUUCAGGACGCUUGCCUCAAUCACCGGUACAUUCGCAACAGAGAUACUUCUAACAUUGUGGAACGCCCUGAACGAAUCAAAGCGGUGAAAGUGGGUAUCUCUGCUGCACUCGCACGGCUGGAGGACCUCGCGGAGCCACCCAAAGACCCGGACAAGCUGAAGUCCCAAGGUGCCUCAGAACCAGAUGAUUUAGCCGCUGCGAUGGGACGCAUGGCCAUUCAAAGCCGAGAGGAAUAUGCAGUUGGCGCAGGUCUUCCUCUCGAGAUAAAAAAGAGUGCGGCUAGUGUGGAUCUCCUGGACGACAAGGCGGUGAAAUUCGUGCAUGGCGAUAUUGAGGGAGACGUGUACCUAGAAAAUCUAAAACAUUGGGCGAAAGAGAGCGAAGAAAGAAUUUCAAAAGGAGAAUCAGAAAUCCCCGAAGGACUGCCCCAAGGCGAUUUGUACCGUGCGUCGUUCGCAUCUAGCAUUGUAGGAACCGAAUAUGUGAUAUUCUCCCUUCAUGCCUCAGUGUGCCCUAGCUCUAUGGACGCCAUCCAAGGCGCUUUGGGGACUGUUUGUGAAGCUGUUGGCACCGUUGUGAAAGCUAGUCGCUCGGAACCGGCGGAUAGAAAGGCCGCAAGCAGUUCCCCUUCGGACCUUCUACAGGCGUCCAGGGCAUUUGUGGCAAUAAGGCCUCCCGGACAUCACUGCGGAGAAGACAGCCCCUCUGGUUUCUGCUUCGUCAAUAACGUCGUAGUCGGGGCUGCUCAUGCCCAUCUCCGACAUGGAAUCAAUAGGGUGAUCAUCCUAGACAUUGAUCUGCACCAUGGGAACGGGACGCAGUCCUUGAUCUGGCAGAUCAACGAAGAAUCCUACCGACGGAAACUCGAGUCCAAAUAUUCAGGCGAGACCAAACCUGAACUGCAAGUAUAUUACGGCUCUGUGCACGACAUACUCUCAUAUCCCUGUGAGGACGGCAAACCGGAAUUAGUGCAGGCGGCUUCCGUAUCAAUACACGGACCCCACGGGCAGUAUAUCGAGAAUGUCCACUUAGUGCCGUACGACUCGCCCGAGCAGUUCUGGAAUGUGGUGUACAAAGGUCCGUAUAGCAGACUUCUAGACAAGGCCGAGGAAUUCCUCGGGCAGACCGGUGGCCCGGGAGACGAUGUCCUUGUUUUCAUCAGCUGCGGCUUCGACGCGUGCGAGCACGAGUACCCUUCCAUGUCCCGCCACCAGCGCAAGGUCCCGGCAUCCUUCUACCAUCGGUUCGCUCGGGACGCCGCCGCACUGGCGGACAGAUACGCACGCGGCCGGUUGGUCAGCGUGCUUGAAGGCGGGUAUAGCGACCGCGCGCUCACGAGCGGGGCGAUGGCGCAUAUCUGUGGAUUGGUUGACCUGGGUGAGAAAACGGAGUGCGUCAAAGAAGUCUGGUGGGAUCUUGAUAACCUCGUGAAGGCAACAAAGAAGGGCAAGCGAGGGAGGCAGUCCCUCCCUGGCACAUCCGAGCCAUGGGUGCAGAGAACACUUGAAAUUCUCUCAGUCCUCGACGAGGGCUGCCAGUACAGCCUCCCCUCGUCGCGCGUCCCGCCCUCGACCAGGACCCUCCGUGGGCGGAAGAAGGACCAGAACUACGCUCAGCUCGAUGCAGGUACGACCCCGCCGGCCUCCCCCCCUAAACGGAGAGGAGGGCGAAAGAGCAAUGAUGUGACCGAGGUGGAGACGGUCGUGGCGCCGUCUGCCACCUCGGAGGAUAACAGUGGAAGCAGGACGGAUGCCUCAGUUGAAGCAAAGUCGGAGACGGAAGGUCAAGGUGUUGUACAGAAGAAAUUGCCGAAGGUUAUUCUACACGUCCGGCCCCUGCCCGAGGCGAAGUCUUAA